AAUUUUAAGUCACUUUAAUAAUACAUGAAAAAUUAAUUUUACUUUUUACUUCCUAUAUAAAUAUAAAAUAUUAUAUGGAUGAUAUUAACAUGUGGUUGGUCUGAGUGGUAAGCGACUUGAGCAUUUUAAGCAAUUGGUUAAUGUUCGAUUUUUGAAUCUUGUGUUAGGAGAAAAUCUGGUUGAUUGAGAACAAAUUCACCUUGAGUGUCCAAUAAACUAGAAAUUACUUAAGAAAAUGAAAAAAGUUACAAUACAUAUUUUAUUUAUUUAUUUAUGAACUUUAAAUUUUAUUGUAUAAACAAGUGAAUUACAUGUAUAUAUGGAUUUGAAAAAAAUGUAUAUAUAGAUUUGGAUGUGGUGAUGAGUUAGGGAGAUUUUGCAUUUAACACAAUCAUGUAAAUAGGAAUGAAAGUACAGAUGAACGGUUUGGAUUGUGACAUUAGGUAGUCUCUCUCCCGCGUUUAGGUGUCUUGUUCCAAAUUGAGCACACGAACGAAUAACUGCCAGCCACCACAAAUCAUAAUAACUUCCCACUAAACCCACCUAUUUCCCUCUUUUAUAUAUAUAUAUAUCCUUUGGUGUUACAACUUACCACCAUAAUCAUAUUUUUUCUUCUCACUAAUUAAGAUUAAGAUAUACUUAGAACACAAACAAACAUGCCUUCCCUUUUGGUCGUUCUAUGCAAUUGUGUUCUCAUUUUCUUGGCUGCUGUCACCACUACUGUUGAAGCUUCAAGGCAAUUCCAAGUUGGUGAUCACCUUGGUUGGCGUGUUCCUGAUCAGAACAACACUGCUUUUUAUACACAAUGGGCUCAAACUAACAGAUUCCAAAUUGGAGAUUCUCUCGUAUUUGUGUACCAGAAUGAUUCACUUCUUACUGUUGAAAAAUAUGAUUACUUUAACUGUGACACUACUGAACCAAUCACUACUUUCACCAAUGGAAAGAGCACUCUUAACCUUGACAGAUCUGGUGCUUUCUACUUCAUCAGUGGAACUCUUGAUCAUUGCAACCAUGGCCAAAAAUUGCUUGUUGAAGUUAUGGCACCACAUCCAAUUCCAGCACUAUCUCCACCACCCACCAUUUCAAUUCCACCUCAAGUUUCCAUCUCACCAGCAAUGGCUCCUUCACCUUAUUCUUCUGAAUCUGAUACCAUACAGACUGCUUCAUCCUCCGCAAUCGUCUUUACUUCAAGUUUUGUGUCUACUUUUGUCACAGUUGUUGUCAUGAUGAUGUUUGCACUCUAAAUAUGUCUUGUUAUGGUUCAUUACUUCGUUUUGCUUUUUCUGAAAUUUGAGUAGUUGUUUAGGCAUUACCAUUUUAACUUUUUUUUAUCUUUCUGUUUCUAUUAGUCUAGGAGAUCAUUUUGGGAUUUCAUUAUGGUUUUUUUAUUGUAUUGAAACUAUUUAUUCUCAAUUCUUGAU
Cicer arietinum (chickpea) is the source of this 1421-nucleotide messenger RNA. RefSeq names its product early nodulin-like protein 7. Gene Ontology annotation, cellular component: plasma membrane. The record is from RefSeq and is a predicted model, not a curated record. NCBI's taxonomy places the organism in Eukaryota, Viridiplantae, Streptophyta, Magnoliopsida, Fabales, Fabaceae. Gene Ontology annotation, molecular function: electron transfer activity.